Molecule: messenger RNA, 1639 nt
Organism: Centrocercus urophasianus (Greater sage-grouse)
Lineage: Eukaryota; Metazoa; Chordata; Aves; Galliformes; Phasianidae
Gene: HTR2C
Product: 5-hydroxytryptamine receptor 2C
Exons: 3
Coding region: 102-1523 (473 amino acids)
Biological process (GO): chemical synaptic transmission; feeding behavior; G protein-coupled receptor signaling pathway, coupled to cyclic nucleotide second messenger
Cellular component (GO): plasma membrane; dendrite
Molecular function (GO): G protein-coupled serotonin receptor activity; neurotransmitter receptor activity
Source: RefSeq, a predicted model, not a curated record
CUGGCUCAGGUUUUGUGAAGUUCGACGUCUGCUUUGGACCCAUAAUUUGGAAAAGGGAUCGCCUCUGCGGCACGGUUAAGAGACAGAUAAAGCAGUCCCAGAUGAUGAGCACUUUAAGUAGCACUGGAAUAUUGCUCAGCUUGACAACAGUGUCUGUUACGCUGGAUUUUAGCUUGCAUGGUGGUCUGAUGGCUUGGUCUUUAAGCACCAAUUUGACUCUGAAUCAGAGUUUACCUACAUCCGAUCCUCUCAAUGCCUCUGAGAAGGGUGAAGUCUCUCGGAUGUCAGUGAGAGAGAAGAACUGGCCAGCCCUCUUGAUCUUGGUCAUCAUCCUGCUUACCAUCGGGGGCAACAUACUGGUAAUUAUGGCUGUGUCCUUGGAGAAGAAGUUGCAGAACGCCACAAACUUCUUCCUGAUGUCCUUGGCGGUGGCAGACAUGCUGGUGGGUAUCCUGGUCAUGCCCGUGUCGCUCAUUGCAGUGCUGUAUGAUUAUGCUUGGCCUUUGCCUAAACAGUUGUGCCCUAUAUGGAUUUCCCUAGAUGUGCUCUUUUCAACUGCAUCUAUAAUGCAUCUCUGUGCCAUCUCUCUUGAUCGGUAUGUAGCAAUACGCAAUCCCAUUGAGCACAGCCGCUUCAAUUCCCGCACCAAGGCUAUUAUGAAAAUUGCUGCAGUUUGGACCAUAUCCAUAGGGAUAUCUAUGCCCAUUCCAGUCAUUGGUUUGCAGGAUGACUCCAGAGUGUUCAUCAAUGGGACCUGCGUCCUCAAUGAUGAGAACUUUGUCCUCAUUGGGUCUUUCAUGGCGUUCUUCAUCCCUCUCAUCAUCAUGGUGAUCACAUAUUGCCUGACCGUCCAGGUGCUGCAGAGACAGGCCACAGUGUUCAUGUGUGGAGAGGUGCCCAAGCAGAGGAGAAGCAGCGUGAACUGCCUCAAGAAAGAAAACAACACAGAGCACAUUUCGAUGCUUCACAACCACGAAGGGGCAUCGCAUUUGAACUCUCCUGUGAGUAAGGAGGCAGUGCUUUUUCGGAAAGGAACUAUGCAGUCCAUCAACAAUGAGCGAAGAGCCUCCAAGGUCCUGGGCAUCGUUUUCUUUUUGUUUCUCAUCAUGUGGUGCCCAUUCUUCAUCACCAACGUCAUGUCCGUCCUUUGCAAGGAAGCCUGCGAUAAAGACCUCUUGAGCGAGCUCCUCGACGUGUUUGUUUGGGUGGGGUAUGUUUGCUCAGGGGUUAAUCCCCUCGUAUACACACUCUUCAAUAAAACCUACCGCAGGGCUUUCUCCAGUUAUAUCCGCUGCCAAUACAAGACCAGCAAAAAAUCAGCACUGCGACAGAAUCAGUGCCUGAAUGUUGCUUCGACAGCUUUAUACGGGAAAGAUCUGACUUUAACUAGUUAUCGAAAUGGCAAUGAGCUCAACAGCAUGGAACUAGAUGAAGCUGAGGAGGGCCUUGAAAUGCAACCGGGGACCUCAGAGCUCUCCAUAAACAGCUGUAAUGUUGUGAGCGAAAGAGUGAGCUGUGUGUAAAGGUGGCUCACGCACCUUCGACUACGGGCCAUCUGUGGCCAAAACACAUUGUAUAAAAAUGUAAGCGUUGGUCAAUGGACGAUGUAAAUACUGCAUUCUGAACAAAGAUUUUUUUU